Messenger RNA from Macrobrachium nipponense, 8290 nucleotides. It is a transcript of the gene Cdk5alpha, whose product is annotated as cyclin-dependent kinase 5 activator 1-like. Gene Ontology annotation, biological process: axon guidance. Gene Ontology annotation, molecular function: protein kinase binding; cyclin-dependent protein serine/threonine kinase activator activity. Lineage: Eukaryota; Metazoa; Arthropoda; Malacostraca; Decapoda; Palaemonidae. Bases 515 to 1744 code for a protein of 409 amino acids. Gene Ontology annotation, cellular component: cytoplasm; growth cone; protein kinase 5 complex. The record is from RefSeq and is a predicted model, not a curated record. The transcript has 2 exons.
GCCACACGAUUCCCAGUCUUGAAGGCUGCUUAUGGAAGUUGUGUAGAGGUACUGGUCCGCUGGAAGAGCCAGGAGAGAGUGCCAGUGGUGGAAUGUGUUGCAGCAGCAGAUAUUGACUCGUGUUAGUGUCAACACUGGAAAAUCUCCUCCUCCUCCUUCUCCUUCUCUUAAUCUUAAGCACUUAGUUAAGGACUUUGCAAAGCAUUGUGAUAUCCGUCAACUGCCUUGGAAACGAGGUUCAUGCAGUGAAUUGUGAAUAGCAGCGACAACAACAUUCCAUUGUGGACAGAGUCGGCCAUCUUGAGUGUUGGCAAAGAGAUUAGGCAGCAGCAGCGUCUGGUAGCAAGCAGCGGCAGUAACUAUGGCAGAGUGCCUGUAAAAAAGGAGACAAGGACAGUGUUUGUGUGUGUAUGUGUUUGUGAGUGUAUGGGUAAGUUUGUUCUUAGGGUAGUGGAGAAAUCUCGGCAAGGUGGAGACCCCUGGAAUCAUUUCGUCCCUGUCUAAAGUUUUCACCAUGGGGACUGUGCUGAGCUUCAGUCCGAGGGAACAGAAACCCUACUAUGGUGACUACACACUCAACAACCACAACUAUGAGACGCUCAACAACGUCCGCAACAAGGAGAAGGUCGUCAACAACGAGAACGCCAACAUCCUUAGCGAGAAGAAUGCCCUCGAGAGGAACUUCAAGAAACACUCGCUGUUCAUCAAUGCCCUCAGCUGGAAACGUUUCUCCAACACUAGCAAAAAGAAGCUGGACAACAAAAACAAGAACCUCACGUUGCGUCAACCGCUCGACAACAUCCAUCCCUUCAUCGACAACAACAAGAACAUCCAGAAGGCGUUGUCAUGCUACAACAUUCGCCCAAGUUCGAUGGGGCACUUGGACCUCGUCAGGGUGAACAACAACAACGCCCACACCCCCACAGAGAAACUCCCUCCUAAGGCCACUCUGACCUCGGCGCCCUCCACACAUACCCAUGACCUGUGCAAUGCCCUUGUGCCCGCGCGGCCUCUCCCCCACCAUCACCAACCACAAAAGAAUCAACCACAACACCAGCAUCAGUUAGGACCAGUGCUGGCGCCCUCCCUCUCUACGACGAGUAGCACCAGCAGCGCCUCCACCGUCACCACUCCCACAGGCGUCAGUCCCACGAAGAAGACGGUCAUUCAGGCGUCCACGUCAGAAUUACUCAAGUGUCUGGGCCUCUACUUACACAGGACGUGCUCCAGGCUCAGAGAUUUCCAGGCUGGAGAUGCUGUCAUGUGGCUGAGGACUGUUGAUCGUUCGCUCCUUCUACAGGGCUGGCAGGACAUCGCGUUCAUCAACCCAGCCAAUGUCGUGUUCGUGUACAUGUUGGUGCGCGAACUCGUCAACGAAGAGGUGCACAGUGAGCACGAAUUACAAGCCGUCGUCCUCACCUGCCUCUACCUCUCCUACUCUUACAUGGGUAACGAGAUCUCCUACCCUCUCAAGCCCUUCCUAGUGGAGGAGGACAAGGACCGCUUCUGGGACAGAUGUCUCUUCAUCAUCAACACCUUGAGCUCCUCCAUGCUCAGAAUUAACGCAGAACCUUCCUUCUUCACCGAAGUCUUCACCGAACUGAAGGCCUGUGGACAGCAGCAGCAACAACAGCAGCAACAGCAGCAGCAGCAGCAGGUCGUCCUCACCCAACAGACAGUGGUCCAACAGCAGCAGGUGGUGCCCUUGGCAGUACCUCAGGCACCACAGCAGACUGCCGCUUGAAAUGUGUUGAGAAUGUAUAACGCACACUGUUUGUAGGAUUACUGCUUGUUAAUUGUUGUUUAGGAAAGAACAAGGUCAGCAGCAGCUCUGGUGGAGGCACUGAGGAACCUAGAGAGUAGUCUAGAAUGCCGUAGGGAGAGUUAAAGAGUUAGGCAAAGCCCACUGGAGAAUGUAGUAAGGAAUGGUUUGUUGACGUAGUUUUGCAGUACGUAAAUCAAUCGUAUGGCGACAGGAAGAAAACCUUUGGAAGGGUUAUUGAAUCUAAAGACUAGAGAAAUUAAACGCAAAACAAAUCUGGGACAGGCUUCGGGCCUUCCAGAACUGCCCUCUAUGUCUUCCAGGGCAUUGACACCCCUUUAAAGAUAAACCUCUGUCCAGUCAUAACCGAGUCCACACCUCUGUGUCUCUCGUGAGCUCAGAAGUGUCUCUUCGAGCCAAAGUCAAGGUAUUCGUGUUGUUUUUAGAAAGUAUGGAACAAGUGCGACAAGUCUUCUAGGUUCCCUAAAUAUGAGCAGUGUUGGUUUAUCUGGUUGCUGGUUCAGUCAGGGUUGUUGAUUCAAUGUUUUGUCAAAAGGACUGUUACCUAACCUGAGCUCCUCCCCUUUGAUUACCUGCAGAAAGAAAACUCAGCACCAGCUGGUGAGUCACAUCUUACCCUAGAUAAGCCCCAAAUACGGGACAAUAGAAUAGCAAGUAAAGUGACUUUGUCUCUAAUGGUGGAAAGAACCAGAUGAAGUAACAGUUUGGAAAAGAAAGUGCUACCAUGAAGCUGUAAUGGCAUUUUCACAACAGACUGAUGUGUGUGCAGUCAAGACUACUAGAAAGAAAUCUUUUGCAACCAUAUGACUCUAAAGACUUCAUGAAAGAAUGACUUUUUUGUCAUAAAAGGAAAGGGUUUUGGAUACCUAGUUAAAAAAAAUCAUUUAUAUGAACGAGGAAUUUUUUCCCUUGAAGAAAAGUUCGCUGCAUAGUCACUAUUUGAAAGCAGUUGCCUUUGCAGAGAAUACGUAUGCAAAAAUAGCAGUAUGUAUAUCAGUUAUUCUGUUGGUAAUGAACUACAGUACUGUAUACUUUUUUAUGACCAAAAAUAAGAAGUAAGUAAUAAUCUCUUGGCCAUUGCCUGUGCAGCCUCUGUAAGAUUAAUAUUGUCUUAUAUUUUCUUUACAUCCCUUUGAUAUCUCUGUCGCCUAUUCGAGAAUCUGAAUACAGUGCAGCUGUCUGUGAGUAUUUUGUUUUUUCCUCAAAUAAAAUCUGGUAUGCAACAUAAAGGAAGCUGCAUGGUAAUGUCAGCCGUUUCUCAAUCCAAAUGUCUCUUCAGGAAAUGAGUUAAUCAAAUACGGAGUAAAUCGAUGUUGUGAUAUUAUUCACUUUUGAUUUACAGCAACUUAGGAUAGCCAUAGAAACUCUUUUUCUACAUAGAGGUUUUAAUGAAGCUGCGAAUUUAUCAAGAAAAAGUUUUUUGUCAUAAGGAUUGAUGAUGAUGGAGAAAAGCAACAAAUCCAAAGUUCUUGUGAUCGUAUUAGGUUGUGUUUUAGUUUUAAUGUCAAGGGGCUGAUUCUCUCCUUGAGCUGCCAACAACAAUACCAAAGAUUUUUUUUUUAAAUGUGUGAUAUUGUCAGCUGUGUUAGAGUCAUGCAUAACUGGAAAAACUAAUUUGUAAUAGUGUUUGAAGAGAAAGAAGUGCAAACACUGGAAAGUGCCAUGACCACUUCUUACAGAUGCCAACAAUUACUACCAUUGGUUCGAGUGUUUCGGUAUAUGGUUAUAACCCUAGCAUAAUUAAUAUGGAUGAGCCAUGUCAUGAACUCACUUCUAUUUCUACAAUAGACUACUGGGAAAUACGCCAUUCACUGUAUACCGGAAUUCUUGCUUGGAAAAAAAAAAAAGUGUGUAGUGAGUAUCCAAUGACAAGUAGUAUACCCUCAGUCGCAGACCUUCUGUCCUUCGGAGUGAAUUUGGAAGCUGUUGGCGAUCUGAACUUCCUGUAUCGAAUCGGAAUGCCAUCAAUGGCAUGUUGUAGAGAAAUUGAUGGCCUCUGAUUGAUUACCGGGUCGUUCAUAUGAUAAUCAGCGGUCUACCAAUUAUCAGCUCUUUUCUCUCUCUUCCUCUUCUCUGUCGCGCAUCCAGUUGUGCUGAGCUGAGCUUGGGAUGAGGCUGCCACACCUGCCACUAGAGCCGUUCAAUCGAGUUGCAAACACCACUUGCUGGUUUCAGCAGGCCUACAGGAUUUGUGGAGAAGAGUUAUUUGCAGUGAAGUCGAAGAGAAACGGUUGGGAAACCCUCUUCGAGUCAAUUGUCAGAGACGAAAGAGAGGAAAAGGGAGUGAAAGACAGUCUUCAAUAUAACUUUCACAUUGGCUUUUCUAUGGCUCCUUUUAAUAUCUCGUGGGAAGGUAAACAAGCCGCCGACGGCUUGAGGACCAGCCUUCCUGACAGCUAACGUCGAUGUCACAGGUCAUGUCUACAUCGUCAUAUUUCAGUCAACUCUAUAAUCAGCAGACUGUUGCUGGUACCUCAUCCGGUGACAAAUAGAUAUCGAUACUAUCUAGCGUCAAUUGAUCCUGUCUAACAACUGCAUGUGGAGAACUGCUUUGCUACUGAUUCAUGCUUAGGUGGAAAAGAGUGACCAUGGUCCUAUGAGCUUAGCACAUCUAUUGUCUUAUCUAUUUGCAGCAGUACAGCUGCUGUCCUGCUGUUAUUUAAGGGCCAGCCAAAUUCAGAGAACAUAUUCAACGUAUAAGCCGUGCAGUUACAGAGUCAAAGGUUUUGUCAACUAUUAUCAUAUUGAUAACUCGAAGUUGGAAUUACAGAAUCGUGUUGGCUUAUAAUGCACCUCUUGUUAUGUCUUCAGUGGCAUGGAUUGGUUAUCUUCUCUAAACUAGGUUGCAGAGAGUAGCAACAAAACAUGACUCUAUUUUGAUACUUGACCACCGACUAUCACAGUCCUUUCUUGUGUAGUUUUGAGCCUUAUUGACCACGGCUCGAAGGCUGAUAAUCAGUGGCCACGGAACUGUACAUUUAUCGACCCUAGCAACUGACUACUUUCGCAUGAUUUUUUUCUAUUUUAUAUAAGUCUCGAUUUCUGCUGUCGACUUACAUUCUGAAGUGCUUUUUUACGUUAAAAAAAACGGGUGAGUUGGCUGAAGACCCCAAGGGAAUCGGCUUGUCAUUUGUAGCAAAGGCUGUACAUGAAUCAAUGACACAUACAAGACUUGCUGGAACUUGAGCUGACAAUAACAAAAUGAUCAAUGACCUCCUGGUAUUCUGCUUGCUUUACUGAUAGAAGAGAAUCUGGGAAGUUGACCUAGGUCAACCUUGGCUCAAUUUGUAAGGAACCGCCUUUCAGUAUAUGAACCAACAUUCGGGAGAGUUCCAUUUCCAAGCUAAGUUACCGCAUCCGAUUUUCUUAACCGUGUUGAGUGAACCCACCCCACAAGCAACCUGCCAAGUAAAGUAACCCCCCUUCAAGGUGAUGGAAGGGUUACCUAAGUGAAAGAAAAGGAAAUCAUUGUAUUUUAUCGAAUGUCAUACCAAUGUCAGUUUUCCUUACUAGGAAUGGUACAUAUAACUUAUGAUAAUGAUAAAUCCUGCCUUUCUGGUAGGAAACAAGCCAUUAAUUUAAAAAGUUGCCAAUGAAAUUAACGGACCGAUUGAUCGGACUACUUGCUGUCUCGUUAAUGUCAAUGUCAGCAGCGACGAAAUGUUGAUUGUGAACGGUUCUUAUUCUGAUUGGUGAGAGAAGAAAAACGUCAAUUUUAUAUUCGUAGCCGAUCAUUCUAGCGACAACAGUCUACAUCUCCAAAAAGUAAAACCAUUUCGCGACUUUUCCUCUCCCUCCGAUACGUUCUGUGGACUCUCGGACGAAGGCACUCAAGAGCGAAUCUCCUCCUCCAGAAGGAUGAGCAGCAAUACCAAGGCAUCCUGGAGAGAGACAAGUGGCUGGCUGCCUUGGUUCGGAGACUCGGCACAGGAACUCCUCCUAGACAGACAGACAGAGACAGUCAAAACCUGCCGGAACCCAGAAUCUCCUGUCAUUCUCAUUUACCCUUGUACUCCCUCAUACUCACCACCUCAUUCUACCGGGGUUUCACGUCAGAGAGAAAACAAAACGGAAGGAAGCUCAUGGUGGCGAUAGGACUAUUACCUACUGCUUAUCUCUCCUUCGUACUCAUGCCCUCUUGCCAAAUUAGCAAAGCAUGUAUUUUGAUGAAUCCGAAGUCAAUGACCUCAGUGACAGACGUGAAUCCAAUUCGAGGCAGAAAGGGGUGACUUAGAAAAAAAAAAAAAAGCUAGUGAAAGUGAGACUGAGAAGGCAUUUUGCCUUUCACUCUUUCUUUUUAUCUUUGGUUACCUUUUUUUACUGUAGAUUUUGAGGAAAAAAGGGAACAGAGAACCAACAAAUUAUUUAUUCUUGCAGGAUUGAUGAUUGUUUCUAUUUCUUACUUUCUACUAAUACUAUUGUGAAACCUCUUUCUUCGGCGUUUGUGCUCUCCGGAAAGAUAUUCAUAUCUCUAUUAAAAACCAAUGAAUUUUAAGUAAUAUUUCUUUCUAAAAUUAUGGUGGAAUUCUCAGGUAAUCAAUUAUGCACAAACAUGUGUUUUGAUUAAUAAUUGACUUAUUUCUUUAUGAUAUGAAUAUACUAAUAAAAAUUGGAUAUAUUCGCAAAAAAUUAUGAAGACAUUCCUUAUAUUUCUCGUUUCAUAGCUUCGAAAUAAUGUAAUCGGAUUGGAAUCAAAAGCUGAAUUUACAUUAAUCACUGUGUUCUUACUCUUCAAAAAUUCAAACUGCCAUUUGGGUAUCUUUUUUUUUUAUUUCAGUCCAAAUUUCAAGUUUUCUCGUGUCUUUCCGUGCUUUACAAACUAUUCGGUUUACAGUUAAACCAUUCGGUUUACAGUUAAACCAUUCGGUUUACAGUUAAACCAUUCGGUUUACAGUUAAACCAUUCGGUUUACAGUUGAAAGGGGCGCCUGAAAACAGCUAUCAUUGCAACGUAUGACUUACGUUUGGCCUGGAAGGUUCAUUUUCUUCCCUUCUAAAAUUCGACGGAUAUAAGUCAGGGGAAUAAUCAACAUGCUGCUUGUGUUUCUAACAUGUGACAGACUCAAGCUUCAUUGUCCAAAUUUCGGAUUUCUCCACCGAACGCUCCUAGGAAUUUCCAGUGAUGGAAAAAGUGCUGUUGGAAUGAGCUUCUUCAGAGCGUCUCGCCCUUGAGAGAAGGCAGCCUGAUUUUCCCGAUUACAAAAAUAAAAACAAGUACAUGAAUGUUGUGAAAUAAAGCGGGUUUGGUGUACUUCAGUGAACACUUUCUGAAAUAAAGCAAAAACAGUUAUGUGAGAAAGGUUCUUCAUUGACGUACAUUAAAUGUACAAGGUUCUCACUUCCUUGGUUGUUAUGACUGCUAUUAUCGUUUUGUAAAAUAAUAUAUAGCGAAUGCCGUGGGCGCUGGGUCGCACCUACCUAUCCAGUUUCAGCUCUGAAUCAAACUGCCCUGAUAUCAUGUAACCGGACCUUUCACAGUCUCUCGUCUUACUCGAGCUUCAAAUGGGACAACAAUAUACAUAUAAUUUACCGUUGAGUGACGAAAUAUAUAUAAUUUACCGUUGAGUGACGAAAACUUGGACGAAGCUGGACGAGUGGUUGCGAGGCAGCGCUCGCCGGCGAAUGAAUCGGUCCUUUGCCACAAAAUAAUGAAUAUCUUAUUUAGGGAGAUUUUAUUUUAAUAAUGAAAGAGUAAUAGGCUGCAAAUAUUGUUGAUUUUUCAUUCUACCUAACCGAAUACUCUGCGAAGUUGUUUAUUGUUUGGAUUUAGACGAUUAUUUGACAUGCCACAAUCUUGGAUAGUUUGACCUGUGUUUGUGUUACUGCGACAUGUCUCUGUACAUUAUGUUUAUACUAUUUAUAGAUUAUAUUAUUUAUCGUUUACUUGUUGACAACACCUGAAAGAAAGAUGUGCUUUCAAAUGCUUCAAAACUCCAAGUCUUUUUGUUUAUUUACUUCUGGAGAAUGCUUUCAGAGAAGUCAAACGCUCGUGCUCAGGAAGUCAGCGAAUUUGUUGAAGAGCUUAUGUAUGUCGACGGAUUGGUAGCUUGAGAAUUUGCAUAUUCAUCCAUUAAUCACCUCUCAAGUAUACAUGCUGAUUGGUCUUAGCAGACCGCCUUGGUAGCCGUUGAACAAUCGAGAUUCUAAGGACCCACCUUCCUGGGUGCGAGCGAACAGCUUCUCUCAAAGCGUCUCGAGUCACAUUCAUCAUAUUCUAUCGAGAUUAAACAGAAAAUGUCCUGCCCCUGUAUCCACCAGCCAUCUUCUGCAAUGCAUUGAGAUGAUAAGUUAAGAUUAAAAUCUUAAAAAAAAAAAGAUGAAUAAAAAAAUCAUUACGAGAAUGGAAAAGUUGAAAUUUGUAAAAGACCCUUUUGCUCAGUCUCCGAAAGCCAGCGUUCUUUCAGACGAAAAAAAAAAAUGGCUUUUUAGCAAGAGACUAGAUUACCUGCUACAAUUAUGUACAUUUGGUGUAAAGACUCUUAUAUAAUUAAACUGAUAUAUAUCUCUA